Messenger RNA from Rangifer tarandus platyrhynchus (Svalbard reindeer), 1287 nucleotides. NCBI's taxonomy places the organism in Eukaryota, Metazoa, Chordata, Mammalia, Artiodactyla, Cervidae. The record is from the annotation of a GenBank genome assembly.
AUGGCCGAGCCGGGGACUUUGAACCUCAAUAAUGAGGUUGUGAAGAUGAGAAAAGAAGUGAAGAGAAUCCGAGUUUUGGUUAUCCGAAAACUUGUCAGGAGUGUUGGCAGACUGAAGUCAAAAAAGGGUACCGAAGAUGCACUGUUGAAAAACCAAAGACGAGCACAACGACUGCUCGAGGAAAUUCAUGCCAUGAAGGAGUUGAAACCUGAUGUAGUAACUAAAUCUGCUCUUGGUGAAGAUAUCAAUUUUGAAAAAAUCUGCAAAAAGCCUGAUUCGACUGCGGCUGAAAGAGCAGUUGCUAGACUAGCAGUGCACCCUCUUCUGAAGAAAAAAAUAGAUGUGCUGAAAGCUGCUGUCAAAUCCUUUAAAGAUGCAAGACAAAAUGUUGUUGAAGAUAAGUCAUCAAACAGUGCUUCAAAAGAAAAUCAUUCCAAGGACACUUUGUGUUCAAAUGAUGAUGCCAAUAAGUUACAGCAUGAAGGAACUAUUAUCCGUGAACAAGAAGAGAAGGAAGCCAAAAUAUUGGCAAAGAAACCGAUAAAUAAUUCAAAAGAAAAAAUAGCCAAGAUGGAUCAUGGACCCAAAGCAAUGGGCGUCCCAAAAUCUCUAUCAAAGCCUUCCGAAAAAGAUUCUGCAACACCCUCAGCAUUGCAGAAGAUACCUGCUGACCCCAAAAUGAAAGCAUUAAGUGAAACCAAAAAAGUGAAAGAGUGCAGUAGCUCACUUGACGUUGAGAGUGAUGGAGAAGAAUUACAUGAAGAAGAGAAGGAAUAUUUUGAUGAUAGCACAGAAGAAAGGUUUUACAAACAAUCUUCCAUGUCUGAGGAUAGUGAUAGUGGUGAUGACUUCUUCAUUGGGAAAGUCAAACGGGCACGGAAGAAGGAAAGUAGUUGUCGUUUAUCAGAUAAGGAACAAAACCCCCCCAAAAAAUUGUUGCUUGAAGAAGAUAUACCUGAAACCCAUAAAAAUUUACAAAAUGAUAAAAACAAGCCACAUACAGAGGCAAGGAGGCUUGAAUCAGUGUUUUUCCAUUCUUUAUCUGGAUCUAAGAACCUUGAAAGGAAUCACAGAGAACAGGUUCCAAGAAGCAAAACCCCGGAUUUUCAGCACAUUGAACCUCAGAUCAAGAAUCAGUUUAAUAAAAAAGCACAAAGAGGAUUUGAAAAUACAAAACAGAAAUCACAGCUGCCUCUUCAUCCUUCAUGGGAAGCAAGCCGGCGGCGAAAAGAAGAGCAAUCCAAAAUUGCUGUGUUUCAGGGGAAAAAAAUUACCUUUGAUGAUUGA